CUUUCCAUAUGAUCACUCGUGUCUGUCAACCGCUCCAAACUCUAAGUUCCAACAGACUCUGCUUGGACUUUUCAGACACCAAAACUUUCCCCGGAGAAAAUGUCCACCAAUUCUGGACAUCAUUGAUGUAGAGGUGAUGGAGGGAGAAGGGGAGUUGUUGGAUUUGAGUCACCUCUCAGAGGCAGAGCAGACAUCCAUCUUGGAAGUGUUACUAAGGGACUCGAAUCUGCGUUGCCUUGAUGAGGGGCGUGUAAGGACCCUGCAGCAGAAAGAGGCGAACCCAGUGCGUCUGAGGUUGCUGUCGGGGGCGUGGUUUCAUGAGGAGAGGAGCAAGCGUUACCGAGACACAAAGGAUGGCGUUGACAUCGUACAGGCAUCCAUACGAGGCAGGAAGCCAAGAACAGAUUUGUCUGUGAGUGGGGUGUUUAAAGGGCAGACAGAAGAUGCUCCUCCCACUAACAACAACGACCCCAGCUCUCAGAUAGAGGACGACAAGAGAAGUUACAGGAGUCCACCUACAGCCAGACCCAGACCCAGACCCAGACCCAGGAGCCCAAACCCAGACCCAGACCCAGGAGCCCAGACCCAGACCCAGACCCAGGAGCCCAAACCCAGACCCAGACCCAGACCCAGGAGCCCAAACCCACAGGAUACAGACUCUGUGUCCAGUGUCGUGACAGAAGCUGAUCUGACGCUUCUAAGGCCUGGGCUCUCCAUCAGCACUCUAAGUCUACAGUCUAACUACACACUAAGUGGCAGUAUGAUGAGUCUGUUCAGUUCUGGGGAAUUUGGGGCGGUGGAGGUGAAGGGGCGUGUCCUGUUCUCAUUGGACUAUGACACUCAGAGGGAGGAGCUACAGGUCAAAGUGUGUCGUUGUGAAGGCCUGGUUGCUGCACGCAAGAACCACUCCGACCCGUACGCAAAGGCCUAUCUCCUGCCUGAUAAGUCGUCUCACAGUAAGAAGAAAACAACAGUAAAGAGAAAGACCCUCAACCCAGUCUUUGACCAGACACUAAAAUAUAAGAUCAGCGUGUCAGAGGUGCGUGGCAGGACUCUGAACCUGUCUGUGUGGCACGCUGCCUCCCUGGGUAGAAACCUGUUCCUAGGAGAGGUAGAGCUGGAGCUGGCUCACUGGGACUGGACACACACAGACCCUGACUGGUACAAACUACAGCCACGGUUGCAGUGUAGUCCAGAGUCUAUCAGUAGUCGAGGAAACAUCAUGCUCUCUAUCAAGUUCACCCCAGCAGGAUCUGAGGGUGGAGGUCUUCCUCCAUCUGGGGAGAUACACAUUUGGCUGCGGCAGGCGCAGGGUCUUCUCUCCACCAAAGGUGGCGCCAUCGACUCCUUCGUCGAGAGCUACGUGCUGCCGGACGCCGGCCGGUCGAGCGGUCAGAAGACGCGCGUGGUCAAGCGGUCAGUCAGUCCAAUCUACAACCACACCAUGGUGUACGAAGGGUUCAAACCUGCCGACCUGAGGGAGGCCUGCACAGAGCUGACUGUCUGGCACCGCGAAGGGAUAAAAACACACCUGCUGGGAGGGGUCAGACUCAGCCCUGGGACAGGUCUGAGCUACGGGGCGGCAGUGUGUUGGAUGGAUUCAACAGAGGAGGAAGUCACUAUGUGGACCUCCAUGAUCCUGAACCCUAGUCACUGGAUAGAUACUACACUACCUAUCAGAACUAACCUGGUUAACCGCCAGAAUUAACACUUGGUGUAUUCUGGGUAGUAUGCUGCUUUUGGUGUAUUCUGGGCAGUAUGCUGCUGUUGGUGUAUUCUGGGUAGUAUGCUGCUGUUGGUGUAUUCUGGGUAGUUUGUUGGUGUAUUCUGGGUAGUAGUUUGCUGUUGGUGUAUUCUGGGUAGUUUGUUGGUGUAUUCUGGGUAGUAGUUUGCUGUUGGUGUAUUCUGGGUAGUAUGCUGCUGUUGGUGUAUUCUGGGUAGUAGUUUGCUGUUAGUGUAUUCUGGGUAGUAUGCUGCUGUUGGUGUAUUCUGGGUAGUUUGUUGGUGUAUUCUGGGUAGUAGUUUGCUGUUGGUGUAUUCUGGGUAGUUUGCUGCUGUUGGUGUAUUCUGGGUAGUAGUCUGCUGUUGGUGUAUUCUGGGUUUUGUUGCCUACGGUAGAGAUUGGCUGGGUCUAGUUUUCAAAAAGUUUGUGAAGAGAAAAUGAAAUAGGUGAGUAGACCAUCUGUCGUUUUGGUUUUCAGACCCAGUUUAUUCCAGUUGAAACAAAUGUAUUUAAGUUGGGGCUGUGGUUUGGAUGAGGAUAUGGUCUGCUAUACUUCCACAAGCCUAGCUAGGGGUUUAUUAAUCCCUUAAUGACCAGUCUGUUGACUUACACAACAAUAAGGAACUAGACAGAGGAAACUGGGAAGGGUAAAUUACACAUGACUGGAUGUUAGUUAACAAAGACUCUUGAUCAGAGUGCCAUUCAUAUGUUAAAACUACUGAAUGAAAGAAUGUAUCAACUUCUCUCUCUCUGUCUCUCUGUCUCUCUGUCUCUCUGUCUCUCUGUCUCUCUGUCUCUCUGUCUCUCUGUCUCUCUCUUCCUUCCACCCUGUUCUCAAUGGGACUAAUAAGUCAUAGUCACUUUAAAGAGUAUUGUUAAUGUCUGCACUGUCUCUGUUCCAGUUACAUUAGUGUUAUUUUUCUAAGUGACUUAUAGUCAAAUAGAUUGUGGUUUCAGAGUGGGCACUAAGUGAGUGAAUUAUUAAAAGAUUGGUCAAGCCACUGCUGGAAUGGAGAGAGAAAAUAAGGGAUGGUGAGAUUGUGGGGACAGGGGGGAA
Oncorhynchus mykiss (rainbow trout) is the source of this 2780-nucleotide messenger RNA. RefSeq names its product synaptotagmin-like protein 1. Lineage: Eukaryota; Metazoa; Chordata; Actinopteri; Salmoniformes; Salmonidae. Gene Ontology annotation, molecular function: small GTPase binding; neurexin family protein binding. The record is from RefSeq and is a predicted model, not a curated record. Gene Ontology annotation, biological process: exocytosis; intracellular protein transport. Gene Ontology annotation, cellular component: plasma membrane; exocytic vesicle.